AUGGGUCGUUUCCAGUCAGAGAGACUGCAAGACGCAGAUGUCGAAGAGUAUGCAGGGCGUCCUGCGCUGCAGGAUAUCUCCAAAAAGCCCGUGACGAGUGCGGAUGCCCUGGAAAUCGCCCUCGGGGAAAGCGACGCCGUUGAAUACACCAUUGACUCGGACAAUUCGCCCUACCUGGAAGUCCGGGCCAAUGUGCCCAACACGGACGACCCUACCCUCCCCGUGAACACGUUUCGGAUGUGGUUUUUGGGUGUUGUCUUCACCCUUAUCGGUACAGGUGUGAAUCAGUUCUUUUCCAUGCGAUACCCAAGUGUGACCAUCACCUCCCUGGUGGCCCAGCUGGUUAGUUAUCCCGUGGGCUGCUUCUUCGCCAAAGCGUUGCCGAUCAUGAAAGUCCGGUUGUUUGGAUGGGAGUGGGAUAUCAACCCGGAUCAUCACUUCAACAUCAAGGAGCAUGCAGUAAUUACGAUCAUGUCCAAUCUCAGCUUCAACCAGUCAUGGGCUAGUGCAAUAAUCCAAGCCCAAAAGGUCUAUUUGAACAUGCCAACACCAGUGGGAUACCAAAUCCUGCUAUCUAUCACCAUGCAGAUGUUUGGUUUGGGCCUUGCUGGGCUUUCAUACAAGUAUAUCAUUGAGCCUCCUCAAAUGAUUUGGCCAUCCACAUUAGCAAAUGCUGCGCUAUUCCAAACACUCCACAGUGGUGGAAACCCUUCUGCUGAUGGCUGGACGAUUUCUCGGUAUCGGUUCUUCAUGUACGCCUGCAUUGGCAGCUUUUGCUGGUACUGGUUCCCUGGCUAUAUCUUCACCGGAUUGAGCACCUUUGCCUUUAUCUGCUGGGCAGCUCCGACUAACAAGGUCGUCAAUAACCUGUUCGGCAUGACCACUGGCCUUGGAUAUAUGCCGACCACGUUCGAUUGGAGCCAAAUCGCAUACAACGGUUCCCCUCUAACGAUUCCAUUCUGGGCCCAGGCAAACGUUUUUGCGGGCUGGUUCUGCGUAUACGCAGUCGCAGCUCCUAUCCUCUACUAUACCAAUACCUGGUACACGGCAUAUCUUCCGCUUACAAGUAGCGAUGCCUACGACAACACUGGAAAUCAAUACAACUCGAGUCGUAUUUUGGACAGCGCGGGCGCCAUCAACGAGACUGAGUAUAAAGCUUAUAGUCCCAUCUUUCUGCCGGUCACCUUUUCUCUCAGCUACGGUAUUGGCUUUGCGGUCUUGAGCUGUCUCAUCACUCACGUUUUGCUAUACCAUACCAAAGAUAUUCUUAGCACCUUCCGGGGAGAGAACAAGAAGGAUGUCCACGCAAGAAUGCUAUCCCGGUACCCUGAUGUGCCUUGGUGGUGGUAUGGUAUUUUGACGAUUAUUAUCGUUGCGCUUUCGAUCAUGACGCAGUAUGUUUGGAAUACUGGACUUCCGUUCUGGGGGUUAUUUAUCACCCUGGCUCUAGCUGCAAUCUACGUGAUCCCAGUUGGAACGGUGUAUGCUGUGGCGAACUUGAACAGUAACUGCCUGACCGUGAUGGGAGAGAUCGUCUCUGGCUACCUGCUCACGGGGAAACCCCUUGUUCUUCUGAUCUUUAAGUUCUACGCAUACACGGGACUCAGCCAAGCGAUGUAUUAUGGCGCAGACAUGAAGCUUGGGCUGUACAUGAAGGUACCGCGUAGAACACUGUUCGUCGCACAGCUGGUUGCCUGCAUUCUUGGAUCGUUGACACAGAACGGGGUACUCCUGUGGAUGCUCGGAAACGUAAAGGACGUAUGUUCCGAGGACCAGUCAGACAACUUCACCUGCCCCCAAGGCCUAGUCAACUACAACAGCGCAGUGCUCUGGGGAGCUGUCGGCCCUGCUCGCCUGUACAGUAUUGGCAAGAUCUAUUCCGGCCUGCUACACUUCUUCUGGAUCGGAGCAUUGCUCCCUAUCGUCACAUAUGCCCUUCGCAAGAAAUACCCAAAAUCCCGGUUCCUCGACGCAAUCCACUGGCCAAUCUUCUUCGCCGGCACCGGAAACUUACCUCCUGCGACCGGAAUCAACUAUUCCACCGCCUUUGUCGUCAGUCUUAUCUUCAACAAGAUCAUCAAAGGCCGCAAGCCCAUGUGGUGGGCCAAGUACAACUACGUGCUCUCAGCAGCUUUAGACUCUGGCGUUGCUGUUGCUGCCAUUGUGAUUUUCUUUGCCUUGACGUUCCUGGGGUUCACAUUUAGCUGGUGGGGAAAUACAGUCAACGAUGGCACGGUUGAUAGCAAGGGGACGCCGUGGUUGGAGCUGAAGGGGAAUCAGACCUUUGGGCCGACGUCUUGGUCUUGAUGGGAUGAAGACGGAUGGAUUAUAGGGAGUGCUGCCCUGCGUUGAGUUUUGGUAUCAAUGUAUCUUUUAU
Aspergillus heteromorphus CBS 117.55 is the source of this 2377-nucleotide messenger RNA. RefSeq names its product small oligopeptide transporter, OPT family (gene optE). The coding region runs from base 1 to 2307 and encodes 768 amino acids. NCBI's taxonomy places the organism in Eukaryota, Fungi, Ascomycota, Eurotiomycetes, Eurotiales, Aspergillaceae. The transcript has 12 exons. Gene Ontology annotation, biological process: transmembrane transport. Gene Ontology annotation, molecular function: oligopeptide transmembrane transporter activity. The record is from RefSeq and is a predicted model, not a curated record.